GCUGUAGAAUUGCACUACUACUACCACAGAAGCGGCUGCUGGUUUGUGGUUUGUUUUUACUGUGCUCGUUGGUCAACUCGAGAUUAGAGAGUCAAGGGGAGAUCUCUCAACUCAGUUAGUGUUCCAGUAUGCAGAGUCUGUCAGUGCAGGCGCUGGCCCUGCGGCAGCUAGGCAGACUGAACUCCCUGCAGCUGCUCACACCGUGCCAAGCCUCUGGUCUCAGCAUGUGGUGCCCGCGAACAUUACACGCGCGUCAGUUGUGGGGUUCAGACACACCCCAGACACACCGGACAGCUAUGUGGCUGAAAUCAUGGGACACUCGGCAGAGCUGGUCUCUCCAUCAGACCCGGCUCAAGAGCACGAGAAAGAAAGGGAAGCAGAAAGCAGUGGAGCAGCAGGAGGAGGAGGAGGAACAGGAAGAUGCAGAGGCUAGUGAUUAUGAGGAUGAGCUUCCAGAUGACCCAGGCCUGCCAAAAGACUAUAAAGACCAUGAGAAAACUGUGCAGUCUCUACGUUUCGAUCUGGUUUUGAAGACUGGAUUGGACAUUGCACGAAAUGGUGUGGAGGAUGCUUUCUAUAACCUCAAAUUAAGACUGAAUGGUCAGAAACUCACCAAGAAGAGCAAAAUGGUUAAAGUUGGGGAUACACUGGAUCUGAUCCUAAAUGAGGACAAGGAAAUGGACACAAUCUUGCUGAAGAGAGUGAUCUUAAAAAAGGUGGUCGGGGAGACUAGAGAUGCAGAAAAGCAGAGAGUCCUUCUAAGAACCUGGAAACACCUACAACUUCCCAGAAAGGAUGUGUACAAGCAGUAAAGAUUAAUUUCCGUGACGAGUUUGAGACGUGAAAGAUCAGAAAAUAGGACAAAACUGGUAUUUCUUAUUCCACUCUCCAACCAUUUGAUUCUGAAACUGCAGAUUGAGGAUUUAAUGAGAUGUUUUCUAUGCCCAAAAAAUGAAAUGAUGUCUUUCUCACAUCUAUUCACUUGACAGUAGUUCUACUGUUUCAUACUACUUAAAGGAGUUUUUUUAACUUUACAGGUUGCAAAUGGAACACUUAUUAUUUAGCAGUGGUUUUGGUUAUAUAAAUUUUUUAAUUUUUUUCAUAAUACUUACUUGAUUCGCAAAAUAACAUUGUGGGAUGAAUCAGAUAGUGUUUGGGAUAUCGGUUGUUUUCUGAUCCCUUAUUUCGUUUUCAUCAUUAUCUUUAUGACAUUGGUAGGUUUUCAGUGAGCAGUUUUCAGAAAGGGCACAGAGUCCCUUUGUAUACAACUGCACUUAGAUUACCAGACAAAAAUGGGAAAUGUUAAAAGGUUUUUGCAGAGCAUUUAUGCCGAAAAUAAAUUUAAAAAAUGUGUCAAAACAAAUACAGUUUCUAAACUGUAUUUAUUUCUUUUUUUCUUCAUUAUAAUGGUCAGUGGUGGAUUAUUCAAAGAACAUACAUUUAUUCUUGAAAAACAUCAAAGAUAAAAUCUUCCCUUAGGUAUUUUUAUGAAUUUCUCUGACUGUAAAAGGCUCCUAUUGUCCCUCACUUGUGUAUCUGAAGUCAAAUAAAAAGGAACAUGUAACACA
Messenger RNA from Carassius gibelio (silver crucian carp), 1568 nucleotides. It is a transcript of the gene mtres1, whose product is annotated as mitochondrial transcription rescue factor 1. NCBI's taxonomy places the organism in Eukaryota, Metazoa, Chordata, Actinopteri, Cypriniformes, Cyprinidae. The transcript is spliced from 4 exons. The coding region runs from base 129 to 812 and encodes 227 amino acids. The record is from RefSeq and is a predicted model, not a curated record.